Molecule: messenger RNA, 6570 nt
Organism: Penaeus chinensis
Lineage: Eukaryota; Metazoa; Arthropoda; Malacostraca; Decapoda; Penaeidae
Product: mucin-2-like
Exons: 41
Coding region: 1-6570 (2189 amino acids)
Source: RefSeq, a predicted model, not a curated record
AUGCAGACUUAUACAAGGUCCAGACAGCGCUGGGCUCUGUGGUCCAGUGGAGAUGAGUGCAAGAUCGUUUGCAUAAGAGAUGGGACUGAAGACCCCACCCUGUGGUGUUUCACUUUAUGGUGGCAUCCGCUGGACUGGACAGGACUGGCAACCCGUGGAACUGCCACAACCACUGUCACUCCUACCACCACCAACGCCCCAACAACCACUGAAGUUGUAACCACUGUAGCACCUACUACCACUGAAGCCUUAACAACCACUGAAGAUUCCACAACCAAUGUAACACCUAUUACCACUGACACCCUAACAACCACUGAAGCUGCAACCACUGUAGCUCCUACUACCACUGAAGCCCAAACAACCAUUCCAACUGCAAAUACCACUGUAGCUCCAACGACACCUAAGGCCCAAUUAACCACUGUAGCUCCUACUACCACUGAGGCCCCAAAAACCACUGAAGUUGCCACAACCACUGCCCAAACAACCACUGAAGCUGCUACAACCAUUGUAACUCCUACUAUCACUGAGGCCCAAACAACCACUGUAGCUGCAACAACCACUGUAGAUCUAACAACUACUGAGGCCCCAACAACCACUGAAGCUACCAUAACCACAGUAGCUCCUACUACCACUGGCGCUCCAACAACCACUGAGGCUGUAACAACCACAGGAGCUUAUACAACUACUGAGACUCCAACAACCACUGAAGCUGCAACAACCACUGUAUCUCCUACUUUUACUGAGGCCCCAACAACCACUGAAGCUACCACAACCCCUCUAGCUCCUACUACCACUGAAGCUGCCACAAUCACAGAAGCUGCCACAACUACUGCAGCUCUUACCACCACUGAGGCCCCAACAACCACUGAAGCUGCCACAACUACUCUGCCACAACCACAGAAGCUGCCACAACUACUGCAGCUCUUACCACCACUGAGGCCCCAACAACCACUGAAGCUGCCACAACUACUAAGCUGCCACAACUACUUUCUUACUACCACUGAGGCCCUAACAACCACAGAAGCUGCCACAACUACUGUAGCUCUUACUACCACUGAGGUCCCAACAUCCACAGAAGCUGCCACAACUACUGUAGCUCCUACUACCACUGAGGCCCUAACAACCACAGAAGCUGCCACAACCACUGUAGCUGCUCUUACUACCACUGAGGUCCCAACAUCCACAGAAGCUGCCACAACUACUGUAGCUCCUACUACCACUGAGGCCCUAACAACCAUAGAAGCUGCCACAACCACUGUAGCUCCUACUACCACUGAGGCCCUAACAACCACAGAAACUGCCCCAACCACUGUAGCUCUUACUACCACUGAGGCCCCAACAACCACAGAAGCUGCCACAACUACUGUAGCUCUUACUACCACUAAGGCCCUAACAACCACAGAAGCUGCCACAACUUUUGUAGCUCUUACUACCACUGAGGUCCCAACAUCCACAGAAGCUGCCACAACUACUGUAGCUCCUACUACAACUGAGGCCCUAACAACCACAGAAGCUGCCACAACCACUGUAGCUCCUACUACCACUGAGGCCCUAACAACCACAGAAACUGCCUCAACCACUGUAGCUCUUACUACCACUGAGCUGCCACAACCACAGAAGCUGCCACAACUACUGCAGCUCUUACCACCACUGAGGCCCCAACAACCACUGAAGCUGCCACAACUACUCUGCAACAACCACUCUGCCACAAUCACAGAAGCUGCCACAACUACUGCAGCCCUUACCACCACUGAGGCCCCAACAACCACUGAAGCUGCCACAACUACUGUAAAUCCUACUGAGGCCCCAACAUCAACAGAAGCUGCCACAACCACUGCCCCAACAUCCACAGAAGCUGUCACAACUACUGUAGCUCUUACUACCACUAAGGCCCUAACAACCACAGAAGCUGCCACAACUACUGUAGCUCUUACUACCACUGAGGCUGUUACAUCCACAGGAGCUCAUAUAACUACUGAGGUUCCAACAACCACUGUAGCUCCUACUUCUAUUGAGGCCCCAACAACCAUUGAAGCUACCACAACCACUGUAGUUCCUUCUACCACUGGCGCUCCAACAACCACUGAAGCUGUAACAACCACAGGAGCUCAUAUAACUACUGAGGUUCCAACAACCAGUGUAGGUCCUACUACUACUGAGGUCUCAACAACCAUUGAAGCUGUCAUAACCACUGUAGCUUCAACUACCACUGAUUCCCUAACAACCACUGAAGCUGCAACAACCACUGCCCAAACAACCACUAAAGCUGUAACAACCACUGUAGCACCUACUACUACUGAGGCCCCAACAACCACUGAAGCUGCAACAGCCACUGUAGCUCCUCCUACUACUGAGGUCCCAACAACCACUGAAGUUGGAACAACCACUGUAACUCCUACUUCCACUGAGGCCCCAACAACCACUGAAGCUGCCACAACCAAUGUAGCUCCUGCUACCACUGAGGCCCCAACAACCACUGAAGCUGCCACAACCAAUGUAGCUCCUGCUACCACUGAGGCCCCAACAACCACUGAAGCUACCACAACCAAUGUAGCUCCUGCUACCACUGAGGCCCCAACAACCACUGGAGCUGCAACAGCCACUGUAACUCCUACUUCCACUGAGGCCCAAACAACCACUGGAGCUGCAACAACCACUGGAGCUCCUGCUACCACUGAGGCCCCAACAACCACUGAAGCUGCCACAACCAAUGUAGCUCCUAUUACCACUGAGGCCCCAACAACCACUGAAGCUGCCACAACCACUUUAGCUCCUAAUACCACUGAGGCCCAAACAACCACUGAAGCUGCAACAUCUUCUGUAGCUCCUACUUCCACUGAGGCCCCAACAACCACUGAAGCUCCCACAACCACUGAGACCCCCUCAACAACCAUUGAAGCCGCCACAUCCACUGAGACCCUAACAACCACUGAUGUUGCUACUACCACAGAGGCAAUUUCCAAUGAAGUUGUAACAUCCACGGAGGCCCCAACAACCACAGAAACUAUCACAACAAUUGCUCCUACUACCACUGAGGUCCUAACAACAACUGAAACUGCCACAACCACUGUAGCACCUACUACCACUGAGGCCUUAACAACCACUGAAGAUUCCACAACCAAUGUAACACCUAUUACCAUUGACACCCCAACAACCACUAAAGCUGCAACCACUGUAGCUCCUACUACCGCUGAGGCCCAAACAACCACAGAAACUGUCACAACCACUAUAACUCCAACGACGACUAAGGCCAAAUUAACCACUGUAGCUGCAACAACCACUGUCGCUCCUACCAUCACUGACGCCCCACCGACCACUAAAGCUGCCACAACCACUCUAGCUCCUUCAACGAUUGGGACUCUAAUAACCACAAAAGCUGCCACAACCACUGCCCCAACAACCACUGAAGCUGACACAACCACUGUACCUCCGACUACCAAUGAAGCCCCAACAACCACAACUGUAGUUCCUACUACUACUGAGGCCCCAACAACCACUGAUCCAGCAACAACCACUGAAGCUGCUACAAUCACUGUAGCUCCUACUACCACUGAGGCCCAAACAACCACUGAAGCUGACACAACCACUGUACCUCCGACUACCACUGAAGCCCCAACAACCACAGUAGAUCCUACAACUACUGAGGCCCCAACAACCACUGAUCCAGCAAAGUUCCUACAACUACUGAGGCUCCAACAACCACUGAAGCUGAAACAACCACUUGAAGCUUCCACAACCACUGUAGCUCCUACUACUACUGAGGCCCUAACAACUACUGAUCCAGCAAUAACCACUGGAGCUGCCACAACCACUAAGGCCCCAACAACCUCUGAAGCUGCAACAACCACUCCUACUACCACUGAGGCCCCAACAACCACUGAAGCUGCAACAACCACUGUAGCUCCUACUCAACAACCACUGGAGCUGCCACAACCACUAAGGCCCCAAAAACCUCUGAAGCUGCAACAACCACUCCCCAACAACCACACUCCUACUACCACUGACGCUCCAACAACUUCUGAUGCUGUAACAACCACAGUAGUUCCUACAACUACUGUGGCUCCAACAACCACUGCAACUGCAACAACCACUGUAGCUCCUACUGCUACUGAAGCUGCUGCCACAACCACUGUAGUUCCUACUACUACUGAGGCUCCAACAACCACUUAUCAAGCAACAACCACUGAAGCUGCUACAACCACAGUAGCUCCUAGUACCACUGAGGCCCAAACAACCACUGAAGCUGCAACAACCACUAUAGCUCCUAGUACCACUGGGGCCCAAACAACCACUGAAGCUGUAACAACCACUCAAGCUCCUAUUACCACUGAUUCCCCAAGAACCACCGAGACCCCAACAACCACAGUAGCUCCUUCUACUACUGAGGAAACAACAACCACUGAAGCUGCAACAACCACAGCAGCUCCUCCUACCACUGAGGCCCAAACAACCACUGAAACUGCAACAACCACAGUAGCCCCUACUACCACUGAGGCCCCAACAGCCUCUAAAGCUGCUACAACCACUGUAGUUCCUAUAACUACUGAAGCCCCAACAUCCACUGAACCUGCAACAACCACUGCCCCAUUAACCACUGAAGCUGUCACAACCACUGUAGCUCCUACUACCACUGAAGAAGCAACAACCACCAAAACUGCCACAACCUCAGUAGCUCCUACUACCACUGAGGCCAUAAAAACUACUAAAUUUGCCAGAACCACUGCAGCUCCUACUACCACUGAGGCCCUAAGAACAACUGAAGCUACCACUGAGGCAAUUUUCACUGAAGUUGUCACAUCCACUGAGGCCCACAAAACCACAGAAACUACCACAAUUGAUCAUAGUGAUGAACCUAGGUUUCAUAUUGUGCAAACAGUUAUCAUUAUCAAUUUUUUCCACAUGGCUAAAAAGACCUUGGAGCAAAGGACUCGUUCCUGCUUCUGGGAAGCUACCACAACCACAGUAACUCCAACAACCUCUGAAACUGCCACAACCACCAUAGCUCCUACUACAACUGAAGUUGCCACAACCAGUGUAGCUCCUACUACCACUGAGGCCACAACAACCACUGAAACUGCCACAAACACCGUAGCUCCUACUACCACAGAACCUCCAACAACCACCAAAGCUGUAAAAAACACUGUAGCUCCUACAACUACUGAGGCCUCAACAACCACUGAAGCUGCAACAACCACUGUAGCACCUACUACCAAUGAGGCCCCAACAACCGUUGAAGCUGUCACAACCACUGUAGCUCCUACUACACUCCUACUACCACAACCACAGAAGCUGCAACAGCCACUCUGCAACAACCACUCUCCUACUACCACUGAGGCCCCUACCACCACUGAGGCCCCAGCAACCGCUAAAGCUGCCACAACCACUGUAGCUCCUACAACCACUGAGGCACAAACAACUACUGAAGCUGCAGCAACCACUGUAGCUCCUACUACAACUGACGCCCAAACAACCACUGAAGCUGCCCCGACAACCACUGAAGCUGCAACAACCACUGCAGCUCCUACAACCACUGAGGCACAAACAACCACUAAAGCUGGCACAACCACUGUAGCUCCUACUACUACUGAGGGAACAACAACCACUGAUCCAGCCCCAGCAACCACUGAAGCUCCCACAACCACUGUAGCUCCUACUACAACUGACGUCCCAACAACUACUGAAGCUGCAACAACCACUGUAGCUGAUACUAUCACUGAGGCUGCAACAACCACUGAAGCUGGAACAACCACUGUAACUCCUACUAUCACUGAGGCCCAAACAACUACUGAAGCUGCAACAACCACUGAAGCUGCCACAACCACUGAAGCUCCUACUUCCACUGAGGCCCAAACAACCACUGUAGGUCCUACUACCACUGAAGACCCAACAACCACUGAAGCUGCAGCAACCACUGUAGCCCCUACUACCACUGAGGCCCCAAUAACCACUGAAGCUUCAACAACCACUGUAGCUCCUACUACCACUGUGGCAACAACUGCAACAACCACUGUAGCUCCUUCUACCGCUGAGGCCCCAACAACCACUGAAUCUGCCACAACCACUGAGACCCCCUCAUCAACCAUUGAAGCCGCUACAUCCACUGAGACCCGAAUAACCACUGUCACAACCAUUGAUGUUGCUACUACCACAGAGGCAAUUUCCACUGAAGUUGUCACAUCCACGGAAGCCCCAACAACCACAGAAACUAUCACAACAAUUGCUGCAACAACCACUGUAGCUUCUACUACCACUGAAGCCCCAACAACCACUAAAGCCGCAACAACCACUGAAACUGUCACAACCACUGUAGCUCCUACUGCCACUAAGGCUUCAACAACUACUGAAGCGGCAACAACCAUUGCAACAACCACUAAAGCUCCUACUACCACUGAGACCCCAACAACCACUGAAGCUGCAACAACCACUAUAGCUCCUACUACCACUGACGCCCCAACAACCACUGAAGCUGCAACAACUACUGAAGCAGCCACAACCACUCUCCUACUACCACUGAAGCCCAAACAAUCACUGAAGCCGCAACAACCACUGAAGCUGCAACAACCACUGUAG